Filobasidium floriforme is the source of this 4675-nucleotide messenger RNA. Its product is annotated as putative chromatin structure remodeling complex protein STH1. The record is from RefSeq and is a predicted model, not a curated record. Gene Ontology annotation, biological process: positive regulation of transcription by RNA polymerase II. Bases 435 to 4628 code for a protein of 1397 amino acids. Gene Ontology annotation, cellular component: nucleus. Gene Ontology annotation, molecular function: histone binding; ATP binding; DNA binding. NCBI's taxonomy places the organism in Eukaryota, Fungi, Basidiomycota, Tremellomycetes, Filobasidiales, Filobasidiaceae. The transcript has 12 exons.
AGACUACCUCUCUCGCAGCUCGUCGCCAGUAGAUUAUCGUUUAACACGACUGCUUCUCGUAAAGUCAAAAGACGGCGAGUUGCGAGACGGCAAGACAAGGGGAUAGGCAUCCUGAACGGUUUCGUUAUUCUCGACUCUCGACGAUCAAGCCGCACUGUCGCGUGUCCCAUAUCAAUCGCAUUCCACCCACCCCACGGAUCCAUAUCCUCGUUGGAUCACCAGCUACACUCGAGCGACUGACUACUCGCUACUCGAGGAUCAACUUCGGCGGACGGCGGGACGCGAUUGACACAAAGUCAACAAGCUACAAGCUACAAGACGUCAUUUGACCCUUGACCUUGUGCAAGGAAUAAGGAUCAAACGGUUUCCAUCCCCCAGUGAUCAAGAUCCCCUGUACACCUGCAUCCCAACAAGAUAGUCGACGUCCACCUGAAAUGGACAAUUUUGGAUCGAGUAUGACCGUCGAUAGUCAAGACGGCGGCCAACAGUCCGGCUUGCGGCUGCCUGCUGCCCACAGGGUCGCUUUCAGUCCUCAGGCAGAGCAACAGAUCAUUCGAGCCAUGGACAAGAACAAGUUCAACACCAUCUUGAUCAAAGCGCAACAGUUGAAAAAGGCUGGAUGGACGGAAGAGACGAGUACAGACCUGCAAAGUCUCAUGGACGUCCUGAGGCUGGUCUCAGCUCACGGUCCCGGAGGUGCACAACGGCCACCAAGUAACGGUCAACACGCCGUGUCCUCGGCUCCCUCUGCUGGUCCUGCUGCCGGCCCAAGUCAUAUGAACAUGACCCCGGCUCAACUAUCGCAACUCCGUACGCAAGUUCACGCCUUCAAAAACCUGGGACGCAACGUACCCCUGCCCGAGCACGUACAGCAAGCGGUCAUGGGUGAAAGUCCGCUGGCUGGCCCAGCGGACCCGCAUGCUCAAGCGAUCGACAAGACGGUCGAGGCAAUGAUGGAGAUGGACAAGGCUAGGACGUUAGCGAGCGCAGCUUCUUCGUCGGUUCAAUCCAGGGAACGUCCCUAUGCGGGAGAGUACGACGAGGACUCCGUCAUCUAUCCGUACAAUACUCUUUCGAGCGACCCCGUGCUCUACUUGGAUCGUCCGACCUCGGACGUGCCAUUCUCCAUGUCCAAGUUUCAACGUCUCUUGGUACCAGCUCUCAUGCCGAGGGGAAUUGAUCCCUACCUGAUCCAGGAAGAACACGAACGUUAUCUGCAAGGUCGCAUGAAUUGGCGGCAGAGAGAGCUGGAACAAACACUCGUACCAGGUGGAUCGCUGAACGGUGCCAAGCCUGUACCCAACCUGACAGCUCAAGCCAAUGGAAGACCCCUAGGUGGCGAACAGAAGUCCCCGGCUUCAAUCAGGCUCGCCAUCGAAUUGCGCGGUUUGCGGCUGAGGGACAAGCAGAAGCUAUUGCGGGAAGACAUGUUGCGGGACAUCAAUGCGGCGACUCGUUUGCCCAGCGAAAGGACAGACUUUAGGAGGAUGCGGACGUUCACGCUUCGAAGCGCCAAAGAGACGGAAGAUGCAGAAAAGCGACAGCGUCUCGAGCGUGAAAGGUUGAGCAAGGACAAACAUCUGCAAUAUGUGCGUGGGAUAUGCGAUCACGGCAUUUCACUCGUCGAGACCGCACGCCGAAGCAGCGAGAAGAGCAAACGCCUCGGUCUGGCCGUGCUGAGGAUGCACAAGGAUAUUGAGAAGGAAGAGCAGAGGCGAUUGGAAAAGCUUGCCAAAGAACGUCUCAAGGCAUUGAAGAACGACGAUGAAGAUAGCUACCGAGCUUUGAUCGACCAAGCCAAGGACACUCGUAUCACCCAUUUGCUUAAACGGACUGACGCUUAUCUCGAUUCGCUCGCGAAUCAAGUAAAGCUACAGCAGGAGGAUGUCAAGCACGGUGGUCAGCCAGGCAACAGGAAUGCUAACUUGCCGAUCGACGGUGGAGCUGAAGCCACCAAGGGAGACUAUCUUGCGAUGACCCAUCUGAUCAAAGAAUCGGUCACGAAACAGGCCGAUCUGCUGGUCGGCGGUACGCUCAAGGGCUAUCAGAUUCAAGGUCUUGAGUGGAUGGUCAGCUUGUACAACAACAAGCUGAACGGGAUUCUCGCAGACGAGAUGGGUCUCGGAAAGACCAUUCAAACGAUCUCUUUGAUUACCUAUCUUAUCGAGAAAAAGCAGGAAAAUGGCCCAUAUCUGGUCCUGGUACCACUUUCGACGCUGACAAACUGGACCUCGGAAUUUAAGCUAUGGGCUCCAGGCGUGAAGGUUCUUAUUCUCAAGGGAGACAAGAACAGUCGAAAGGCUCUUGCAGAUCAGGUCAAGCGCGUGGAUUUCCAGGUCCUUCUCACGACCUACGAAUACGUCAUCAAGGAAGCCAACGCGCUUGGUAGAAUCCGAUGGCAUCAUAUGAUCAUCGACGAGGGCCAUCGUAUGAAGAAUGCUCAAAGCAAACUGGCGAAGACGUUGAACGAGAAAUAUUCCACCAAGUUCCGAAUUAUUCUUACGGGAACCCCACUACAGAACAAUAUUCCCGAACUGUGGGCGUUGCUCAAUUUCGUACUCCCCAAAGUAUUCAAUUCUGCGAAGUCGUUUGACGAAUGGUUCAAUGCGCCUUUCGCUGGGACCGGGUCAGAAACUGCUGAAAUGACGGAAGAAGAGAAACUCCUCGUCGUCAAGGGUCUUCACAAGGUCCUUAGACCGUUCUUGCUUCGUCGCUUGAAGAAAGACGUAGAGUCAGAACUUCCGGACAAGACGGAAAAGAUCAUCAAGAUCAAAAUGAGCAGCCUCCAGACGGUACUCUACAGGCACAUGAAGGAAUUCGGCAAAUUGAUUCGAGAUGGCGGAAACACGCAGAACGGAAAGGCAUCUGCACUGCAGAACAUGGUGAUUCAAUUGCGAAAAAUCUGUCAGCAUCCGUUCGCGAAUCAGUCUACGGAAGCGGAUAUCGAUCCCGUUGCCUUCGCUGGCGGAGGCGCAUCCGACAAGGUCUGGCGAUGCUCUGGAAAGUUCGAGUUGUUAGAUCGAGUCUUGCCCAAGCUUUUCAAAACCAACCACAAAGUGCUGAUUUUCUUUCAAUGGACGACCGUGAUGGACAUCAUGGAAGAUUUUCUUCACUAUCGCGACAUCAAAUUUUGUCGGCUCGACGGUCACACCAAGGCAGAAGUCCGACAAGAAUUGCUGUCCACAUUCAACAACCCUGAUUCCCCCUACAAGAUUUUCCUCCUGUCGACUCGAGCUGGUGGUCUCGGUCUGAAUUUGCAAUCUUCGGACACGGUUAUCAUCUUCGAUUCAGAUUACAACCCUCACGCCGAUUUGCAAGCGCAAGAUAGAGCGCAUCGUAUCGGUCAAAAGAAGGAGGUCCGUGUCUUCCGUCUUGUUACCUCUGGUACCGUGGAGGAGGGGAUCAUCGAAGUCGCCAAGCGCAAGCUCGCAUUGGAUGGGCAAAUUAUCCAGGCUGGUAAAUUUGAUGGGCACACCACCGCAGAGGAACGGGAGAGCUUUUUGCGGUCGCUGCUGGAGCGGGAGAAUGAAGAGGAUGAAGAGGAUGCCGAGCCUGAUGAAGAUACUCUCAACGACAUCUUGGCCAGAGGGGAUGAAGAACGUGUCCUCUUUGCCCAAAUGGACGAGGAGCGCAAGGCUGCAGAAAGAGCUGCUGGUGCCCUGCCCCGCUUGAUCCAAAUGAACGAACUACCUGAGCCUUAUACCCGCAAAUACGAGGCUGUGGACGAAGCUAAACUGCAACGCGAAGCCGAUCUUGUUGCUGGUCGUGGGCAGAGAAAAAAGAUUUCCAUCAACUACAAUGACGAGUUCAACGACGCCGACCUAUUUGGCGCAGAUAAUUCGGAUGACGAUGACGAAGGUGAAACGGUGGAAGAACGGAAAGCCAAACGUAGGCGAGGUGCGGCGAGGUCCAUCCGAGAAGGCGACUCUGCGUCCGGCACUCCACAGCCACAACGGAAGGGACGUGGUGCGAAACGCAACCUCGGCUUUACCGAUGCGGAAGAUGCAGCCUCCACUAUCAGCGACGAUCAGCCGCGCAAGCGUAGACGUCAAGCGUCUAUCGGCGCUUCUGAGGACGGCAAUGAUCCUGCAGUGGCUAAGCUUUACAAGGCGAUCCAGAGCAGCAUCGUACAGCAAAUUCUUACUCACCCUGGCGCAGCGGUCUUUCAGGACCGAGUUCACAAAGACACCCCGCUCUACUACGAGAUGAUCAAGACACCCAUGUGGCUAAAGAAAGUCCAAACCAACAUUUCUCGUGGGGUCUACAAAAUGAUGGACACUUUCGAGCGGGAUAUGAUGCAAAUCUGGGCAAAUGCUAGGAUCUACAACGUUGACGGGUCGGAGAUCUUCGAGCUGGCGAACGAAUUGGAAGCUUUGUUCCAGCAGAUAUACAAAGAGAAGCUAAACGAGCUCGACAACAAGAGCGCCAAUGUGUCCGCCGCCGAGGGUACUCCUGGAGCGCCUCAACCUCCUGGGCCCAAGCUCAAGCUCAAGCUGAACACAGGCGCCGGCCGUAAUACCGGCAGAAACGGUAUUAGCAGCCGUGCUGGCACCAAGAAAUCGUACGGAGCCAGCGAAGAUGACGAAGAAGAGGAAGAAGACGCUCGCAUGUCUGAUAGCGACGAUUAGAAUCGUUUCCCUAGCGACCCUGUACUCAAUCCCGGAGACUUUUGGUU